UCCGCCCAUUUUGAACAAGAUUCCAGCUGUUAACGAGCCCACACGCAUUCAAAGCUCCUCCCUUUCCAAUGCCCAACAGCUGUGCUCGUCUUGUCACCAUCACCAAAGCCUGUAGGCGGAUCAUCCACUUGACUUCCACCAUGCCCACACUGGACUCUACCACCUUGUCUGCAUUCAUAUUCCUUUGACCUCCUCUCCUAUAUCAUGUUCCCACAUAUUUAGCAUUGAUGAGUAAUAACAUUUGAGAGAAACAAACAUUCCGCCGCCUCUCUCUGAUUUGGGGAAGAAAGGUUUAGGAGGACUUCUCCAUUAAAAGGCAUUUGGGGAGAGCUCUGUGUUGAAAUUGAUAUUGGGUAGUUGAUGAACUUUGAAGGAUGCAGGUAAUGUGGCCUCGAAUGAUGGCAAACAAAUGGCUUCGCCUGAAAUCAGGCGGGGAUAAGUUCAAGAGCGAUGCAGAGGACGAAGCUGCCGAUGCCCUGCUCUUCAAUGGAGUUCCUCCACUCGACAAAAUGGCAAAGUGUUCUCCAACGCUGUUGCGGGGACAGUCGGAGACUUUGUGGAUGGAAUGUGUCGAUAAAUUCAAUUACAGGAUGUUUGUGGGGACAUGGAAUGUUGGAGGAAGAACACCGCGGGACAGUUUGGAUUUGGAGGAUUGGCUUAAUGCCAGAGAAUCCUGUGAUAUAUUUGUUAUUGGGCUACAGGAAAUUGUUCCCCUGAAGGCCGGGAAGGUUUUGGGAACAGAGAACAGCCGGGCGGCCGAUGAAUGGGAUGCCCUAAUCCGGGGCGUUUUGAACGAAAGGGCUGCGCCAGAAAACACUUUUAUCUCGAAAAGCGCAAGUGUUCCGUUGUCCGAUGGAAAAGAAUCCCUGGAUCGACAAUGGAGUACGGAAGAUGCCCAAAGCAUAGACAAGUUAAAUUUGGAUGGGCCUUGGAGCGAGAGAAAGCGAUUCAUAAGAGUUGCAAGCAAACAAAUGGUGGGAAUAUUCAUCACUGUGUGGGUGAAAUCCGAGGUGAGGCAUCACAUCCGGGACUUGAAAGUUUCCUGUGUGGGAUGCGGGAUCAUGGGCUGCCUCGGCAACAAGGGAUCUGUUUCCGUUAGCUUGUCACUUCAUCAGACGAGCUUCUGCUUUGUGUGCACACACUUGGCUUCGGGUCAAAAACAGGGUGACGAGAUCCGGCGAAAUUUCGAUGUUGCAGAGAUCCUAAAGAGAACACGUUUUCCUCGUGAUGCCAAAUCCGGUUUGGAGUUGCCGCAAACCAUUGAAGGGCAUGAUCGUAUCAUUUGGUUUGGCGACUUGAAUUACCGGCUGACCAUAGCAGAGUCGGAAGCAAAAUCUCUUAUCUUGCAAAAAGAUUGGAAGACAUUACAACUCAGCGAUCAGCUCCAACGGGAGAAAAAUGCCGGACGAGUAUUUGAAGGGUGGCAGGAAGGGCAUUUAGAUUUCGCUCCAACAUACAAAUAUGCUGCACAUUCAGACAAAUAUUGCGGUACCCAAGACAAACCAGGGGGAAAACGCCGUGUUCCAGCCUGGUGUGAUCGAAUACUUUGGUAUGGGAAAGGGAUGAAGCAAUUGUCAUAUGAGAGGGCAGAGAGUAGAUUUUCGGAUCACCGUCCUGUGUCGGCCAUUUUUGUAACAGAGCUGGAGGCGAUUAGCAAACGGAAGCUGAAAAAGAAGCUCAGUCUGAGCGUCUCCUUCAAAAUACUCCAAGCGCAAGAUAUGCUUUCUGAGCAUGCGCUCAGUAUUGAAUCUACAGCUCAGCAGGAGGCAAUCCCAUCUCUCUCAUAAUCGCUCAACUAGAUCUAAGAUGUUAUCUUGAUAAAGCACUAUAUGCUUAAAAAUCAAAAGGUUUCAUUUUCUUAUCUCUCCAAUAUUGGGAUUUGAUCCUGGGACCUGCUGCUCUCAAGGACAGCUUACUAGUUCAGCCAUCACUUCAUUCUUGUCAAAAGUGGUAAACAGUGAACGGCAAGAAUAUGGAGCUAGAUCUGGGUUCACUUUCACUGCCAAUCUUAAUGGAUAAUCAUAAGAGCUUCAACAUUGAAUCCAAGAUCAUAUGACUGGGACAAUGAAUAUCAGUUUAAUCUAGGUGACCUUGAUCAGUAAAGCAUUCUCCAUGAACAACAAGGACGACCUGCUCAAGGCAAUGGAAUUCAUGUGAUAUUUAUUGGUCAGAAGAGGACAAAUGAUUUCAGGUUUUCAACCCAAGAGGAUUGUAUCUGUAGACCUGUUCUAUUGUAGGCUGGCUCUGUACAUCCUGUGUAUUUGCUUGAAUAGUACCAAAUCCAAAGAUGUCUGUUCCUGGUUUUAGUAUUACAAUGAUUACUACGGCUACGGAGUCUGAAGGAAACAGAUAUGUCAGAUUAACAGAGAGCCAUUUUAUAUUCA
This is a messenger RNA of Cryptomeria japonica (Japanese cedar), 2384 nucleotides long. Its product is annotated as type IV inositol polyphosphate 5-phosphatase 9. Gene Ontology annotation, molecular function: phosphatidylinositol-3,4,5-trisphosphate 5-phosphatase activity; inositol-polyphosphate 5-phosphatase activity; phosphatidylinositol-4,5-bisphosphate 5-phosphatase activity. Lineage: Eukaryota; Viridiplantae; Streptophyta; Pinopsida; Cupressales; Cupressaceae. The transcript has 9 exons. The record is from RefSeq and is a predicted model, not a curated record. Bases 375 to 1787 code for a protein of 470 amino acids. Gene Ontology annotation, biological process: phosphatidylinositol dephosphorylation.